Pseudoliparis swirei is the source of this 2337-nucleotide messenger RNA. RefSeq lists its product as uncharacterized. Gene Ontology annotation, molecular function: GTPase activity; GTP binding. The transcript is spliced from 12 exons. Bases 42 to 1388 code for a protein of 448 amino acids. The record is from RefSeq and is a predicted model, not a curated record. Lineage: Eukaryota; Metazoa; Chordata; Actinopteri; Perciformes; Liparidae.
CUGCUUCAGGAGCGGAGAGGCGGCGGGCGGCUGUGUGCAUAAUGUCGGGCAGAAAGCCCCGGUCGGUGGCCAACCCUCUGGAGGCUGCGAUCACCACGCCGAGCGAGAGGAUCCUGAGAGAAUGCCACGCUCUAUAUGUGGACAGCGAACACGGCCUGGUGAGGAUUGCCAGCAGCCUCGGCGUCCGACUCCUUCCUCCCAGAAAGAAGAUCGUUGUGAUGAUCCUGGGGAACCACUCUGCAGGGAAGAGCUCCUUCAUUAACUGGUAUGCGGAGGAGCACAUACAGAAAGCAGGCGUCGCCAUAGAAACACAGGGCUUCACCUUCAUCACCAGCGGUCGCAGAAGAGAGUCACUGACGGGCAAUGCAACGCUCCAUCUCUAUCCUCACUUCCGACCACUCCUUGAGUUCAAAGGUGUCAUGGACUAUCUCACUGCGGAGAUCUCCACCUCCAAACAGAAGAAGUUCAGUCUGGUGAUGUUCGUGGACACCCCGGGGUUGGUGGACGGAGACAUGGUCUACCCGUUUGAUGUCAACAGCGCCAUCUCGUGGUUGGGAGAACAGGCCGACUUGGUCUUUGUGUUCUUCGACCCGAUGGGCCAGGCGCUCUGCAAACGCACGCUCAACAUCGUGGAGAAGCUGAGCGACAAGUGCGGAGACAAACUGCGGUUCUACCUCAGCAAGGCAGACGAAGCCGGGAAGGAAACAGACAGACAGAGGGUGAUGAUGCAGAUAGUCCAGGAGCUGUGUCGCCGGCCAGGUCUCAAUAAAUGUGGUUUUGAGAUGCCGACGAUAUACAUCCCCAACCCCCAGAGGCCCAGCCGCUGUGUGAACCAGAUCGAUGGGGUGUGUCAGACCAUCGAGAAGACCAUCAACCAGGCCGUCCAGAAGACUCUGGACCGGCUGGAGAAAGACUGUGACCUCAUUUGUUCCACCAUCAGCAGCAGACUAGAGCAGGACAGGGCUGAUGUCACUCACAACAAAAGCGUCCGUCUUCACUCGUUGGUGUGCGGCGCUCAGGGCGUUUUCCUGCCGGUCCUCUUCGUCCUCAGUUUCAUCGUGAACACUUUCUCUCAAGACGAGCUCGACGUGCUGCUGGGCGAAGGCCCGACUCGGACCCUCUCCGUCUUCACAGGAAUCGUGAUGUAUUUAUGGGACUGGAUACCAGAAGAUGGACAAGUCGUGGUUGUCAUCAUUUUUGGAACUUUUUGCUAUCUCCUGCUUUUCCUAGCAAAGUAUUUUGCAGGCCAAAGGAAGAAGACUCUGACAAAGAAAGAGAAGAGGACGAUGGCGGAGUACAGCGAUUACAUCCAGGACAUCGUCAAAACUAAGAAGGAGAAGCUGUAUGAGUGGUACCUCCAGCAGUGCGCAGCAGAAUAUGAACUCUGACCCGGGUCAGCUGGAGACGGCUGCUUCAAGAUGAUGAAGAUGAAGACGUGAAUGUGGGAAUCAGUCUGACUUUUUAAUCCGAUGAUGAGACCCCAGAUGAUCCGGUUUCUCUCCUCUCGCUCGGGCAUGUGCAACCUCUAAAUGCAGCAAGUAUCUCCGCCAACAUGCAUCAUCUCCUCCAUUAAAGAUGACGUGCCUUUAUUAGUUAGUACAGAAGAAGCAGUGAUUGUGAGUCAUUUGAUUAAAACAAUGUAAUCAUGUGAUUGUCCGUCACAGUUGAUGUCAGAAAGAAGUGUUUACAUCCUUUUUUUCCUCCUAAUUUCACGAGUAAGUUUCAGCUGCUUCCUGCCAGGAAGCAUCUGGCUCAAUGUUCUCACCGUCGUGUGUCAAGUCUCACGGCACCGUCCUGACGUCCGUCACGCCGUCUUGCCGGCUGACAGGAAGUCCCACGCUCGUGUUUGACAGUUGUCCGACCAAUGCUUGGGCAUUACGGACGCACUUUGUCAAACAUUGAUAUCAAUAAGUAGCAUCGUCCGGCCUCCAACGCGUCUCUGUCCAUGUUUGUGACGCUGUGUGAUGAGUGCAGCCAUCAGGUCUAUGACUACACCGUGUCAUGCCUUCACUCCAGUCUUUAUAGAAAUAUUUAUUCUUAUUCAAGGUGCUUUUUAUCCCAAAAAUGUAGAAAAAAACUCAACGGGCUGUUUGCAAUGUCAUUGUGAACACUGUCAGUGUGUGUGUGUGUGUGUGUGUGUGUGUUACAGAUAUUUCAUUUAUAUAUUUGGGAAACUUGUAUGUAUGUGAAUUCAUCUACUCUGGGUAAUUCUUCUAAAAUAUUUGUAUAGUAUGAAAUCGAGGCUCAACUGGUCCGAUGUUUUUAUGUAAUCCCGACUCAAAGAAUGAAACUCCUGCAAACUAUGCAAUGUCACUUAUUAAAAAAUGUUCUACUGAC